This is a messenger RNA of Haplochromis burtoni (Burton's mouthbrooder), 1623 nucleotides long. Its product is annotated as multiple epidermal growth factor-like domains protein 11. The record is from RefSeq and is a predicted model, not a curated record. The transcript is spliced from 6 exons. Gene Ontology annotation, cellular component: membrane. Gene Ontology annotation, molecular function: protein binding. The coding region runs from base 277 to 762 and encodes 161 amino acids. NCBI's taxonomy places the organism in Eukaryota, Metazoa, Chordata, Actinopteri, Cichliformes, Cichlidae.
GAGGAGCUGCAGCAGAGCACCAGCACAGAUUCUGCGCUCAAGUUGAGAAGUGCUCCGACACAGAUGCUGAGGACUUAACUCGAGUUCAUGGACCGGCAUCGUUUGAAAAAGUCGGUUUUAAAAUGACGCAUCCCCGCUAAAGGCAUUCUGAGGUCCGUUCACCAUCCUCCAAUAGUGGGUCAUUUUUUCCUGUAAUAGAAAUCUGUUUGACAGCAUUUCACCAUCCAUCACACCCAGUCUUGUUCAAGAAGGAGGAACCGAGGGAGGAGGAGGACGAUGGCUACCGAUGGAGUUUCUCCCCAAGCUCUGCUGUGGCUCAGCCUGAGCGGUUUGAGCUCCCUGGUGUCACCCCUAAACCCCGAUGAUCCCAAUGUGUGCAGCCACUGGGAGAGUUAUGCAGUGACUGUGCAGGAGUCUUAUGCCCAUCCAUUUGACCAGGUUUACUACACCCGAUGCACCGACAUCCUCAACUGGUUCAAAUGCACGAGACACAGGAUCAGCUACAAGACCGCCUAUAGGAGAGGUGUAAGGACCAUGUACAGACGACGCUCUCAGUGUUGUCCAGGCUUCUAUGAAAGUGGAGAACUGUGUGUUCCACUGUGCACAGAAGAGUGUGCCCAUGGACGAUGUGUCUCUCCUGAUACUUGCCAAUGUGAGCCAGGAUGGGGAGGACUGGACUGCUCCAGUGGUGAGUACUCAGCAGACAAACAGACAGUAAAUGGAAACAUUACUACAAAGCAUUGCAUUACAAGCGUAAUGUAGCAUAAUGUAGCUUUGAACAACAGUAACAACAGUAACAACAGUAACAACAGUAACAACAGUACCGCAGUCGAUAAAAAUAAAAUUGGCCUCGUCCUUUUCUAUUUUUGUCUACUUUUCUAACCUGUUUGGUUUUGUAAUAUUUGAACAUAACAGUUCAUAGCAUUUCUUAAUAUAACUUACCAUUACAUGGCUUUGCAUAACAUAACACAACAUUGUAUAACUGUAGAACAUUUAGAGACAAACUAUCCGAAUUUCAGGAGCAGGACCACUCCUCCAAACACGCGCCCUCCUGUUCUCAUCUAUAUGACCCCCAGUUCUCAGUUAUUUCACUUUGUAAUCCUGAUGUGUAAAUAACUAGUGGUGACACAGAACGUUAAUAGCAAAAUGAUCAAACACUUCAUGAAGACCAACCAGUCAUGUCUUUUAAUGUUAAUGAUUUUAUUUAUAUUUAUAUCUGUAUGUUAAAGCAGAAGCUGCUGUAGCACAAGCUUCCAUUGCUAGUUGUAUUUGUUGAUUUGCUGAACAGCAUAAAAACAUGUGAAAGGAGUGUUUUUUCUGGUAUACGGACCAAUAUAAUUUCUGAGCAGUAGCUUGGUACAAGGCUAAGGGAUCGGAAAUUAGUAACAUAAUUUAAAACAUCUUAUAAAAACAGGUGAUGUGUAUUAAAACCUUUUAAAUAUAUAUAUAUUCCAUUAUACCAGGAAAACUUAUAUUUAAAAAAAAUCAUUGCUUCUAACAAUUUUGAAACCUUUAAAAACAUUAGAUUUUGAUCUGUGGCUAUUACUUGUUUUCCUGCAAUAAUCCAGCCUAAAACAUGAGCAGCAUUUAACUAUUAGUGACACAGCAUAAAAUUACAGAUUG